Molecule: messenger RNA, 1666 nt
Organism: Hyaloscypha bicolor E
Lineage: Eukaryota; Fungi; Ascomycota; Leotiomycetes; Helotiales; Hyaloscyphaceae
Product: para-nitrobenzyl esterase
Exons: 6
Coding region: 110-1666 (518 amino acids)
Source: RefSeq, a predicted model, not a curated record
GCCUGAACCCGCUCAAAGGUUCAUAAAGGGGAUACCAAGGCAACAGAAUCUCUCUCGAGCCACACCCCCCUAUCACAGACGAUAGAAACAAGAGAACAAAGCCAGCAGCAUGUCAGCUCAAAUCAAACACCAGACGCUGGGUGAGAUCCAGGGCCGACAAGGAAAUGGCGUCGUCCAAUUCCUUGGCAUCAAAUAUGCUUCCUUGAAAGACAAGUUUGCUGGGAGUGAAUUGGUUGAGUAUGGUGAAACACAAGGUGUGAUAGAUGGAACACAACUCGGUCCCACGGUCAUUAAUCCUCCCAUGGGCCUCGAAAACGAAUUCGGAUUCAUUCAACAAUCACUGCCAGUCCCUAAGCUGACAUCUUCUGACUUGGAAGGUUUGAAUCUAAACAUCAGUGUCCCUUUGCUUGAAAGCAAACUUCCUACUCCUACUUCCAGCCUUCCGGUGUUUGUAUUUGUUUAUGGUGGAGGAUAUGGCCUGGGUUCAAAUGCAUGGCCGCAAAAUGAUCUAGAAAGGUUUGUGAAGCUGUCCGCUGAUAUGGAAUUACCGGUGAUCGGAGUGGGAAUCAACUACCGAUUGGGAGCAACCGGCUUCCUGACUUCUCAAGAACUGCGCAAUGCGGGGUAUCCUAGCAACAAUGGUUUGAGAGAUCAGAUUAAUGCCUUCCGUUGGGUGAAGAAGUAUAUUUCCGACUUUGGUGGAGACCCUGCGAAUGUGUCAUUCAUUGGGGAGAGUGCAGGAUCAGUGGCCGGAAACCUGCUCCUCCAUACCAAGGAACCCCUCUUCAAACGGUACAUCAGCAUGUCUGGUACCGCUCUGAUGCUCCAACCACUUCCGCCACCCGUCUCGGAAUUUGUUUACUCAAAUGUGAUCAAGAGCAUGGGUGCAGAAGAUCUAUCUAGCCAAGAGCGUAUCAAGAAGCUCUUGGACUUGCCAAACGAGGAGCUUCUAACUCUCGUCCCGCCAAAUCUCCCUCUUCUUCCUAUUGUCGAUGGUGGAGUCAUUGCUGGCAAUUUCAGCUACGCUGAAAUCUCCUCGAAGGAAGGCCCUGCUGUUUCAAUGCCGGGGAGGAGUUGGUGCGAAGAGCUCCUGAUAGGAGAUUGUCAAUUCGAUGCAUCAAUCUUCGGGUUCAUGCUUGGCCCUCGAAUAGCAGGUAUUGCAAAGACGUUUUGCAACAUCGUCCAUAAGACUCCAGGAGAUGUCGGUGAGAAAAUACUCCAAGCUUACGAUAUCAAUCCAAGCCUCUCGGACAAGGAAGGACUUUACAGAAUCCUCAAAUUUUCCACGGACAUUAACUUCUUCGCUCCAGCCAUUGCAAUUGCAAAAGGCUGGCCUGGAAAAGCCUACGUCUAUCAUUUCAACGAACCCAAUCCAUGGGACGGAGAGUGGAAAGGUGAAGCGGGGCAUGCUCAGAGACAGGUAGCUGUCGCCUUUGCUGGAGAUUUCAUCAAGUUCAUGAAUGGGAAGGGCGCGUGGGCAACCUUUGGCAGCAAGGAAGGUGCGCAGGUUUAUGGGCAGAGUGGAAAGGGCUUUACCUCGCAGUACGUGGAAGGAGUUGCAAGGGAAAAGUCUGGGAGACGGAACACGAUCUAUCAGCUGGCUGAGGAUGUCGGAUUAGAUAGUCUGGCGGGAGCUUGGGUUACUUUCCUUACUACUGCGGGCUAA